Dermacentor albipictus is the source of this 8355-nucleotide messenger RNA. RefSeq lists its product as uncharacterized. The record is from RefSeq and is a predicted model, not a curated record. Lineage: Eukaryota; Metazoa; Arthropoda; Arachnida; Ixodida; Ixodidae.
CACUGCCUCGCUCGCCAGAACAAUUCAAGCGAGCUUCGCUGGCGGGUGGUCGGGGCCGGCCGCCAGAGCGACCGCGUCGCUGGCGUCGCGCGCAUCGACGUCCGGUGGCGGCGGAACCCUGGGCCCGGAAGCGCUCUUCCUCCCGGAACGCCAACCUCCCGCGCCGCGUGACGUCACGGCCGUGUUGGCGUCGGCUGCGCGCCUGCGCGAGAGAUGACCCGGGGCUGCCGGCGCGUUCGGUCCCAUUCAUGCUGCAGAGCACCUAGCGGGCCAAGCUCCACUAUGACCGGGCUGCUUCUGCCGCCGCUGCUGAUGCUGCUUGCCGCCCUGGUUCCAGGGUCGCGAGCAUCGGGGGUGCCAUCAUUCCGCUGCUACCAGUGCCGUGUAGCCAACAACGAGGACUGCCACGAUGGCUACCUCAAGUCUUGCCCCACUGACCAGGCGUACGAUGUCUGCAUGACCAUGGUCGUCAAGAACGCCCAGCAAGGCUUCUUCAUCGAGAAGAAGUGCGCCCUGGGUCCCUGCAACCUGCGCGACGAGAAGCAGAGCCAGGGCUUGGGCCUGGACACUUGCGACCGCUCCAAGGACUCGUACAGCUGUUUUGAGUGCUGCAAAGGCGACGGCUGCAACACGAACGCCGCCGGCCGCCGCUCACCGCUGCUCUCGGUGCUGUUGCUGCUGACCGCUAUGCUGGCCGGCCGGAGGGCGUGAGCUCGCGGCGCCACUGCCGAGCCUCCGAGCGCGCCCCGGCCUCUCUUCUCCCGCACCAACCCCACCGCUCGCGUCUGCCACUGCCUUGGCCGCCGAAGGCCGAUGGGCGGGCGACGGGCACUCUGCGCACCGCCGCGCGACGUCCUGAACGGUACAAAUCACGCCGGGAGCUCUCCCCUCGCCUCCUCCGCACCCCAACACCGCAACACCACGAGAAACCCCGGGCGCGAGGCCGGCGGACGGAGCCGCUGCCUGCAGCCACAGGCAUCUUCAGUGAACACCACAAAGAUCCGUGCCGUGAUCGAUACACACACGCACAGACACGCGCAUACCGACACACACUGCACACAGAAGACUUCGCUCGCGCCUGCCUUUCUGCUCGGCUGACGUCGAAUACCAACAGUGUGGCCUCGAUGAAACACGACGCAGCGCGAUGCAGGGGCACGGAAUGAGCGAAAACAAAAGCUGAUUUCAUUAGUUCGCGCUCCGGCCCAGCUGGUUCUUGCUUGUAGGUCCAGACGCGUCCAUAGUAUGUAACGCUUGCGUGUCAUUGCUGUGUGCCGACAUCGACAUGCAAGGACAACCAAGCUUAUCUAGGCGUUCGAAAGUGCUCGGAAGAACAAAGCACGAGCGCUUGAGUACUAGUUUGGCCAGCGCCUCUGCUGCCCGCGUCGCGUUGCUGCGCAGCACCAUGGCCGAGACUGUGGCUUCCAUACUGGUACCUUGGCCUUCAUUCCAGCCAAAGCUCAAAGAGUAGAGCAUCUUGUGUUCGAGCGCGCUUGCGCGUUCAUUUAUCGAUAGGUUUGCCUCGCACAACCGUGCACGACCCUCCGAAGCAGCUUCAGAUAUACUUCAUUCCGUUAAAACUGUAUGCAGACCUCUGGCGUUGUCAGUCGUCGACGUAGCCAGGUUCAAUGGUUGUCCCCUAGGCCUUUGGAGCCUAGCUGCUGAUCUUUCCUUAUUUCUUUCUUCCUUUCUUUAUUUCUUUCUUGAGCGUGUGUGAGUGCUCACGUACGCAUCCUUCCCAAAGUCACCAAUUGAAGAAAACUUUAAACAAUGUUUGGAAUAGCAUCGCGAGAACAAUUUCCAAAAAAAAGAGAAUAACAGGAAAAGAAACCCCUAUUCCUCGCUCAAACAGGGCUUGAAGUAAGAUCUAAUAUCUCAGGGCAUUUUAUUUCAUUUCGCUAUAUAUGACCUGGGGCCGUAUAACGCAAAACUAUUCCAAUCUGCUUUUAUUCCAAUUUCUUUACGUCAAAUUUACGUAAACACUGGCGCAAGGAUCGGGCGGUAACCCGGAGCUUUGUUUGAAAAACCCAAUCAAACGCGCUUCUCGUUUAUAGUAUGUGACUUUCUUUUGCUUUCAAAGCGAAUAGCAUUGCUAUUGGUUGAGAAGGGGCGAGGAGCACGCUCAAGUGGAGAGAGUUCGAUGGGGCCGAGGAAGCACAGCGAAAGUAGACAACCAGAUGAGGAGGGUCGUGCCAGCGUCUGAGAUUGGUCUGCUUCCCCUUACUUGGCUUACGGUGGCUGGUAGAAAAUCGCGGCAGUGUGCAACGGAAGGUUAAACAUGCCGUUAAAACGGAUCCUCGGCAAAGUAGAGUGUACAGGGCGAUAUCGUAUACGUGCCGAGAGGUCUCGAUAACCUUAUAUUGCCACAUAAAAUCCUUUAUUAUACGCAAAUAAAUUCAUGCUCCCCGGCAGCUCCGAGUAGCCAGUGCCACAGCGAUCGGCGGGCAGCCAUCUUCCAUUCCUUUUGGAACGGGGCAGUCUCCGGCUAUUCAGAGAAACUUUCAGCUUUGUUCGGCAUAUUAAUGCGUCUUUAACCCGUACACGUCAUUCUGAUGGGGUGAGUUUUCGUGAUUUUGUGACGUCGCGUGAGAGACAGGUAAAGUGAGCGGAGCCCGAAAACAUUGGACCAAUUGCAAUUGGUCAAACGACGCCUUUUUCGCUAAUGGCGAAAUAGGCGUGGAAUCAGAAAUUAUAAUUUUCCUUUUGUUCGGCAUAAUCAGUGUGCACAUAUCAUAACAGACGGGGCGUCAUCACGGUUUUCGUGACGUCGCGUGACAGACAGGCGCAGUGGGUGGUGGCUCGAAAUUUUUUUGACCAAUUGUGGAGGACUGAUUGCAGAAUUGGAAUAGAUAAGUUUGGAAUAGGUUCAUGUUAUAGCGCCCCUGCUCAGACAGAACGACUGCGGGAUUGGGGAAUCACGGCUUCUCUGUUAUCCAAUAUCCUCAUGCAUUUAAUUACUUUGAGUAAACAGACGAUCGAAUCGUAGAUGACAUUAUGCACAUCUACAGAUAGAUCAAAUGACAAUAGUUCGAAAAAGACAAGACGCGUGACGUUUUCUCGGCAUUAACUUUUUAAGUACCGUGCCCACUGAAAGACAGAAACACAUGCCUCCUUACUGUUUGUUCCUUUCUUCGCGUGGCCAAGUGAUCAAGACUCGGCGACGAAAUCCGCGCUGUCUCUGGAACCACACUUGAAAUAUACGCUACACAAAGUCGAACAGUCGAGCCGGUUUUAUUAGCAUGCUUUUCUUUACCCGGUGUGUUCCAGAAACAUAUGCUUCCUUAGAGACAUGCGGGAUAUAACGUUAUGUCGCACUCAUGGAAGUCUCCAAAGAUAGUACCAAUAGCAAAAUUUUCUCGGUGAAGAACUACUGCAUUAAUAGUACUACAAUCGCGCCUCUUUCACCCUUCGUCUCAUAAAAAAAAAGAAUUAUACGCUAUAUGAAAACCAUCGUAAAUAAUUCACUGUAGCUUCUGUACUUAUCCAACGACGUGCAUCUAUGUUGGUUACUCACAAAGUUGUGACAGUGUUGGCAGAAAAAGUGCGACCCGUUGCCUGUAUACAUGGUGCGCCUGCAAGCCUGCCACCAGGUAUCUAUUCCUCCCGUCGAUAUGGCGAACCGCAUUUGCUACGUGAGUCUUCACGUCCGCUUGAAAACGUUAACAUGCUCGAUGUGCACGGUAUUCAUAUUCCGCCUGACGUAUACAAUUUAUACAUGUGCGGUAUAUACAAGCAUAUAUCUUACACAAUGCGGUCGAGCGUGGGCAUAAUACGCUUCGGGCAUCCUCCGAAAAUAUGCACGGCCAAGGUCUACCGAAAUGCUCACCACGGUCAGCGUGAGCUAUACAGUAUAUGUUGUAGUCGGCAUCAAGUAAUUUCACGCGCAUCGAUAGCGUAACGUUAACUUUGCUUGACUGUUUUCUUUCCGCCGGGCAAAAAAAGACGCGUUGCCUUCACGGGAGAAGAGUGGCCGCCAUUUCGCUAGUCCCUGCAUAACGGAUUCUCUUUUCCUCGUGCAUAAUAUAUAGGCAAACAGUUACAUCCGUACCGUCUGUUCCUCUGCGUCUGUGAUCACUCAAACACGAGAAGCAGACGACGACUUUCGCUACACGCGUUCGUGGCCGCGCGUCUCGCUUUAUAGCAGGAGCUUUUUAUGAUGAUUUCGCGGCCGUUUCGGUGUUGUCUAGUGAGCGUCUCUACCCCGCCGCGGCUAAGUCCUUCUGUGCUCGCCGGCGAUCACGUGUUGUGCGAAGGAGCUCGCAGUAGCGUGGCCCCUCUCACCAUUCAACGGUUGUGCCGCAACCCUGUCUGGUACCGCCUACUCCCCAUUUCCAAGCUAGCUCCCCUGCUAUCCAGCGAGCGUGCGCAGAGGUGCUUGUCUCGUGCGUUCCGAAUCCCGGCCAGCCAAGGGUUGAGAGCGAAGCAUCGCCACAUUCCUUCUUCGUGCACAACCCUCGCAUGAGAGGCCUCUUCCCGCGCGCGCGAGGCCUAACUUACUGCGGGCCUGCUUGCACGAAUAGCCCAGGAGGCCUAAAUAUCCCAAAAUCCGCAUCGAUCUUUGCCUUUGAAUAGGCAGCCAAUUCGGACAAACGUGCCGGUUACCAGUUAUCGAGUCUAAAGUUAAGCUGGUUCACUCUUUCAAAAUUCUAGGAGAAAAUAUCGGCAGCUUCGUCGUCCAGAGAGAAUGCUGGCCUGUUGAAAAGUGAAUAUCCGUCUACAUGGGGGUGGAUAACUAAUUGGUAAAGGGAGUAAUAAUCGAUGCAGAGCUCCUGAUGCUUUGAAUGAAAGGCUCCAUUUGUCGGGCUCCAGGGCAAUGGAAUGGUUAAGUUUCGCAGCUUAACGGAGCCUUUCACAUUGCAUUCGCUAAGACAUGUAAUUAUGCUCAAGCCUGUGUCGACGCAGUAAUGCGUAUCCGAUGGUAAUCCCCGGGUUUUCUUCGUGCAACCAAGCCCCAAUUCCCGAGUACAUUAACUGUGUACAUACAUAAAGCUCUAAAGAGUUUGCAUCGCUAAGUGAAGUAGUGACCUUGCUCAUUAUUGAUACUCACCACUAGAGGGUCAAGCGAAAGUGCUAUUCUAAUGUUUUGCAUUUGUUCCCUUGUUCCUGUUGGCAAAUCAUUCUUUUUUUACACCGCAGACAUCAGGACGUAUAUAAGUGGUAUGUACCUUCUCCGAUGCCAACAGACUGAGAUGCUUCGCGUUGCGUCUAGCCCACUUUUCACGAGCACUUUUUUUUUUAGACUCUGUAUGUUGAUGACUAACGUGCGCCGAGAUACGCCGAAGGGCGCAUAACUGUGGCAGCGCAUUGUCUGCCGGCACAGGCGCUUGUUCAAGUGCGGCUUGGUGCCUGUGUAAGACUGGUUUAUAGUAAAAAAAAAAAAGUACAAUCUGCAGGCUCAACGCUAAAGUUUAAUGUAUUUUUGGGUUUGUUUCCUCCUGUGAGUAGGCGGUUUAAAUCGAAGUACUGUGUGAGACACGUAAAUGUUGACAGUGCCAAUUCUGACAAAAGAGCCGUGCGUUCUUUUUCGCCGACUACCAUUUUCAUUGCCACCAAGGAAUGCUGUACGACGUCUUUGUGUUCCUCGUGUUCAUAAUGCUUAGUAGUGGCGUCGAUUGAACAAUGUCCUGUGUUAGUUCACAGCCCCCCUGGGAGAUCUCAUCUGUACAAUGUUCGCUGUAAAUAUCCCCUUCGUAUUUGUUUUUCUGUACACGGUGAAAGCUCUGUGUGUAUAAGCUGGUGCAGCUAUCGAAUAAUCGCUUGUAUGUCGCGUCGUUGGUGUCGAGUCUCGUAAUCUUUCGGUGCAGUUCGAACGUAUGUAUCUUCCACCGUCUCUCUCUCUCUCUCCUUUUUGGCAUCGCCAACAACUACUCUGCAAGCACAAAGAAAUGUGAAUAUGCACGUGUGGCUUCGAAUUCUGACCUCCGUGUGUACUACGCCUGUUGUUCUCCCGGCAUAUCGUGUGCGUAUGUAGUAUAUCUGUUGUUCCCCGCAGACGCCUGCAAAUAUAGCGCGUUCAGCUCUGAAUACACACAAAAAUAAUUUUAAAAAUGGAGCGCACUUCUUUGAAAGCCGUGGCGUGUGCGUAUUCCCUGAAAGACCGCGGGGGCUUGGCGUUUACGCCGCGUAGAAGUGGCCGCGUGUACUCUUCGUUCUGGCCGUAGCGCCGCGAUUUGCGAGCACUUUUUCAACCUUCGCCCACUGGCGAGGGCUGGGAGUCUGGCAUACAUGGCGUCCGUGGAAUCCUUCUCUGACUUAAUGAACACCUGUCGGCUAGCGUCUGGCCUGGAAAGAAGAAUGACAGCGCCGAUAUGUGAAAGCAACACGAUCAGACCGACGCCAGACCGUGAGCAACUCCGAUGUUUAUAUAGAGCUGAUCUCGGGCCUCCGGUGACGGACGCACCGGUUCCUAUUGCCCUUCACUUUUCUAAACUCUUUCGUCAUAACUUCGCAAAUUCUAACCUUUGCAUGCUAUAGCUCAAGUGCAUGGGUGAGACUGGCGAAUGAAAAGGACGCAGAGAGAGACACGGCCAGAUUCCUUCUUGCGCGUGCAAAUCCGCGAGCUUAUGUAACGCGGCAAAACUUACGUGGACGAACAGCUAGCCGUCGUCAGCGAAAUGCUUAGGUGAAUUCUUUGGCUUUUGCACAAGUUUGAUGAAUAAUGACUGUGGCGCCAUUCACAGUGCUUUACUUUUUUAUUAUGCGUUUCGCCCACAUAAAAGUCGGUUUCACUCAAAUCCUUGUGAGGGAGCUUCCAUGUACCCUCUUACCGAUCUGUCCAAGUGUUCGGUCUGUCUGGAGUCAGAUGUUUAUGAAACCCAUGCGCGCGAUUCCUUAAGCGUAUCAGCGACAGAAACAAAAUUUCUCUCCGUAAGCAUUUAAUGACGAGUCAUUAAGCAUCAGUCAUUUCACAUGAUAAUUGCAUUCAUAUUAUUUUAGCUCAUCGGUUAGCGCCGCCUCACAGGUGUUAAACAAGAAAACAACAUGCCUGUUUGGAGCUUCGUUUCUUUUUACCCCGUCACCGAUUCCGUUCCAAGAUAUUGCAACUCGCUCGCUUAAUUAAAAUAUUACUCCGCGUGUUGGCUUUAGAAAAGUGGAAUAAUGUGAAAAUACUUGAGUCAGCUGAGCAACGCCUUUGCCGUCUGGGCGUAGUAUUUACCUCGAACCUUAAUUCAGCGAACACCGGUCUCGUAAUCGAGCGACUUCUCACUUAUCGCUGUAUGUGCACUGGACUAGCUAAUGCAGGUGAAGCCCGUGUGUAAAACGUCAAGCCGGGCGCACACGCAAAAAGCCACUGAUGUAAUCACGGUGUGUCAUCGUGGGGUAAGAGUGGGAUUACGUUUCUAACUUCUGAAUCACUACUGCUGAUGAGAUUUGGCACAUUUGAAACGCCACUGCAGGUUCUCCGAGAGUGACUGUUAUUCCAAUAAAGCGUUUCUCCAGCUCCGACUUUCUCCAGCUUUUGCUUGUUUGGUUUUGAUGUUUCGGCCUCAGUAAUUCACAACAGUAUCUCUUUCUCGCAAGCUGCUCAUACCAAUAGCUCUCCCUGCGAUCAUUACGAUGAAACUGUUAGAGAACGUAGUGCACACAUUUCCUGAGAUAGAACGAGACCGCGUUUUUAGGAAGUUACAGCCUGUUUCGCUGAAAAUCCAAACGUGAGCAAGCGCACGGCUUACAUAUGUAGACAUCUGUUUUUACAUUGAGCUGUACAUUAGUAACACAUACCAUGGAGUAUUUCAGACCAUUUGACGGACGUGAAUGCCAGGAUGCUCUACGCCGCAAAAACUUCGAAUCCGUCGUGACGGCAAUCGUAGAGAGACUGAGUUAUCAGCGCCAAUACCAAGACGGCUAAUUUCAAAGUAUGGUGCGUUCAGCGGGUUUCCGUGCCAACGGAAGAUCUGACAUGAAGCGCACACGUGGCGAAUGCUGACAUGCACGUUGCACUUCGUUGCACUACGCUCAAAGAUGUAAGUGCUUUGAGUGCGCGAGUCCAGACCCGCUAUUCCUCUAUGCGUAGGCGAUUCCGCUAAGAAGGCGAUUCAGGUUAUCGACGCUAUACAAAAACUUGUAAAUUACUCUCUAUAUGUCAUUCUUUCCUUAGCCACUGCGUCUCGAAAGAUAAAGCUGUCCCGUUGGCGUGCCAUGCACGGUGACUUCCAUCACACAUGAACAUCAUGAGAAGCAAAAAGCGUCUCAUCGUUCGCGGUCUGCACCCAUGCACAUGCGCCGCACGUGCGAAAUAAAAGAAAAGCGCGGCGUUCUUAAAAUAUAAGGCUCGAUCUAUUCCGAGCUUUAUACUACCAUGUAGCUACAACUGAUACUGGCCUGAUGUGUUUAAUAAAGUUUUUUUUCCCAAACUUU